This is a messenger RNA of Aureococcus anophagefferens, 315 nucleotides long. RefSeq lists its product as hypothetical. The transcript has a single exon. Lineage: Eukaryota; Pelagophyceae; Pelagomonadales; Pelagomonadaceae. The record is from RefSeq and is a predicted model, not a curated record. Gene Ontology annotation, molecular function: deubiquitinase activity. Gene Ontology annotation, biological process: protein deubiquitination. The annotation marks the transcript as partial.
UGGGACGGCGGCAUCUUCCACGCGGGCGUCGAGCUCGCGGGCGUCGAGUACAGCUACGGCUACUGCGACCGGGGGACGGGCGUCUUCACAAACGACCCCCUCGACGCCUACGGCGCGUCGCACCGGAGCCGCGUGCCCAUGGGCCGCUGCGGCCUCGACGCGCGCGCCAUCGAGCGGCGGCUCGCGCGGCUCGUCGCGCUCUGGCAGGGCAACACGUACGCGCUGCUCACGCGGAACUGCUGCCACUUCUGCGACGCGCUCUGCGCGGAGCUGGGCGUGGGCCCCAUCCCCGCCUGGGUCAACGGCCUGGCGCGG